Lactuca sativa (garden lettuce) is the source of this 2023-nucleotide messenger RNA. It is a transcript of the gene ACR3, whose product is annotated as ACT domain repeat 3. The record is from RefSeq and is a predicted model, not a curated record. Lineage: Eukaryota; Viridiplantae; Streptophyta; Magnoliopsida; Asterales; Asteraceae.
UAAAUACGUUGCACACAUGUGUGUUUGUUUUUCUCUCUCUAUAUAUACACACGCAUGUUAUGUAUACAUAUAUAGAGAGAGAAAGAGAAACACAUACAUGAGAACCUUCUAGUGAGAGAAAGAGGAGAUAGAGAGAGUGGGAGGAGCACUGGUAUAAAUUAAGUGCUCGUCCGACGUCGAAAGCACAAGAAUUUGCGAGUGUCUUUUUCACUUUAUCAUUACUCUCAUGUGCUUCUACUUGAUUCUGCUAAUGGGGAUGGCCAUACAGUAAAGGGGUGCACGAGUUUUCACAGGGCAACCAAAUCAUCAUGUGAUAUGCUGUUCAUGAAAUACCUUGUUUCACAUAUUCAGAAACCAAAACUAAUGUAAUUAUUAAAAAUGUACAGAGGGUGACAUCUCCUUAAAUUACACCCUCAUCAAUGGCCCCAGGUGGAUUGCCUUACUUUGACCCUGAGUAUGAGAGCUUAAGCAUCCGAAUAAACCCUCCAAGGGUUUCUGUAGAUAACCAUAGCUGUGGUGAAUGUACUUUAGUCAAGGUUGACAGUGUAAACAAACCAGGAAUACUACUGGAAGUGGUCCAAAUAUUAGCAGACCUGGAUCUCAUUAUUACUAAAGCUUACAUCUCCUCUGAUGGUGGAUGGUUCAUGGAUGUGUUUCAUGUCACUGACCAACAAGGAAACAAAAUAACAGACAAAAUGACGAUUGAUUACAUAGAAAAGGCUCUUGGUCCAAAAGGGCACACGUCAGACGAAAGCAAGACAUGGCCCGCAAAGAGAGUCGGGGUCCACUCAAUGGGAGACUACACAGCCAUUGAGCUUGUUGGUAGGGACCGCCCGGGUCUGUUAUCCGAAAUCUCAGCCGUAAUUGCAAACCUUAAAUUUAAUGUAGCAGCUGCUGAGGUAUGGACCCACAACACAAAAAUAGCAUGUGUUGUUUAUUUAAACGAUGAUACGACUGCUGGAGGUGUAGACGAUCCAACUCGAUUGUCUGCCAUGGAAGAACAGCUCAAGAACAUACUUCGUGUCUGUGGAGAUGAUGAUAAAGUAGCUCAUACUAAUUUCUCAAUGGGUUUGACUCAUAUUGACCGAAGGUUACACCAGAUGUUGUUUGCUGAAAUGGAUUAUGAAGGGAAAGGGUUGAGAGAUGAGGCUGAUUGUGCUGCGUUUUUGGAGUUGAAGAUUUCGGUUGAUCGGUGUCUGGAGAAGGGAUACUCCGUGGUGACUGUACGCUGUAGGGAUCGGCCUAAACUUAUGUUUGAUAUCGUCUGUACCCUUACAGACAUGAAAUAUGUUGUGUUUCAUGCCACAAUCUCAUCAGAUACCCCCUAUGCAACACAGGAGUACUAUAUUCGUCAUGCGGAUGGCACCCCUGUCAACACUGAAGGAGAAGAGGAAAGGGUUGUUAGGUGUAUCAAGGCUGCAAUUCUGCGUAGAGUAAGCGAGGGUCUUAGCCUAGAGCUGUGUGGAAAAGACCGCAUAGGAUUGCUUUCGGAAGUGACACGUGUCCUUCGGGAGAACGGGCUUUCAGUGUCGAGAGCGGGUGUGACAACUGUUGGGGAGCAAGCAGUGAACAUUUUUUAUGUAAGAGAUGCAUCUGGUUCUGGGAAUCCAGUAGACAUGAAAACCAUUGAAAGGUUGAGAAAAGAAGUUGGCCAAACAAUGAUGCUUAAUGUCAAAAAACCCCCUUCAACUUUAACUUCAACUUCAAAACGACCACAACCAACAAAUAAAACAAGCUUCUCAUUUGGGAGCUUGUUGGAACGCUUCUUGCCUUGAUGCUUCAAACUGUAAGUGAAAUUUGUGUUUGAUAUUUGUAUAGAAUAAUUUUGGCGUACGAUAGCUUGUUUGAGAAGGCCAUGUUCACUUUUUUUUUUUUUUCUUUUUUCGUGAAUAUUGUGUCUUGUUUUGUUUUAUGUUUGUAAAAUUAAGAUGUAUGUUUAUGUUUAAAAACUAAUAAGUCUCUCCUCUUAUUGGUAAGUAAAUAAGAGACCAGAGCAUUGGAGUGCAAUUUGACUUGUUUGGUC